AUGGCUGAAAUACUACACUUUGAGGAUAUAUAUAGCUGGCAGAGUGACAACGACAGGACUGUUUUUGUUGACAGCAGGAAUUCGUUUUUAAUUUACCAGAACGCCUCCGAUAAGACAGUGCGGAUCAUAGAUGCGAAGAACGGAAACUGCAUUUUCAGCACCAACAAGUUCGGCAAACCGGUGUGUGAGUCCAUACUCGUUUCCUCGGAUAGAAAUUUCAUUUUGUACUGGUACAACGACCCUGUUACCAUAGGGAUUUACAACAUCCUGAAUACUGAUUCAGUGGAUGUCUUGCUGGAGCCUUCCCACUACGAGGACUCGAUAGUGUUUAAGGUUUUCUGGUCGGACUCUCACAACUCAGCAAACUCGAACUUUGUGGUUAUUUCGAACAGCAGAGUUGAUAUUUACAACUUUUCUUUCGAAAGCUCAGUGUUGAGAACUAUCACCAAGAAGUCAGUAAGCUGCGUAGAUGCCUGGAACGACCUCAGCGGCAACUACUUUAUCCUUUUGCAUCAUAACAAGUCACUGUAUCCGUACAACAUUAAAAACAAUGAGAUAUCGCAGUUGGCUGAAAUCGGUCUAUCGUUGCCGUAUGGCCAUCAAUUGCAACACUAUGAGAUUUGCGUCGUCACACUAUAUGAUGACACGUACUGCAUAUAUAAAGACGUAACAAAGGGCACAUUGUCGCUGAGGUCCUUAACUAACAAUAAACUACAUGACAAGGUGUUGGAAGUAAACAGCCAAGGAUGGCUGGAAAUAUGUGUGAUUGAUAACCUAAUGCUGGUUUUAACUGGCAGUGCAACUUGUUACAUUUUUGAUAUCGCAAUAAAGAAUGACUUUCUUAUCGCUACGGUGCCUCAGAAGAAGCCUCCAAUAUCGACGAUAUCAAGUGAUAUUGAAUCAUUCAUACCUAGCAUUCUUGUCGACUUCUAUGGAGGAUUUGCCCAUUACAUAACACUGGACUUUAAUACCCUGUCUCUGUACCUGUCCAGACGUUUCACUGAGGCCAUGGCUGCUGAAUUUUUUCAACGACGCAUUAACUGUAGUGACAGGGUCAUGGAAAUAGUCAACAGUUCAAUAGAUAACAGGCUGCAAAUGUCGGAGCUGUUGUUACUAUUCUCAACAGUCCUAGAUCCCUACGCACAGACUCUGAGAACGUUAAAUAAAAUGAAGGGCACCAUGUUCAAGGGCUCUGCCAUACCUUUUAAUUUAAUCGACAAGUUCAUUGGAAACAAGUCAAUAAUUACGGAACACAAUUUCACAGCAUCAGCACUGUACGCGUUUGUGAUAAAGGAGUGGAGAAUAAGGUACGGGUUCAAUCUAUUCGACUUUUCAAUAACGCUUAUUUGCUACCAUAAAAACUACGAUCUGUCCGAACUUCUGAAAUUGAAAGACUCCAUUCUUUCGCCGCAGAGCUGCGUUGACCAUUACAUUUUGAAGAGUCAGAUUCUCUCUCAGACUGACGAAAACGCGAUUCCUGACAUUCAGGCCUACUUGCUGCCCGAAUACCUAAGUUCCCCUGUUCCUCUUAACGGUGGAUCUGACAUGAACGUGGACGGCCAGUUUGACGCCCAUGAACCUAUGAACUUCGACCUUCAGAACAGGCACGUGCCGGACAUGUACUACAGUCGCGUCACUCCUUACAUUGUGACGGUCACGCUCUGCUACCUCAAGAACCUGGUGCUGCACAGCUUGAACCCUUCCAACCUCGUGCUGAUGUUUUUCUUUGACAUCUGCGUUCUGUACAACCAGUUGACGCUGCUCGUUGACAUGAUCCGGACUCGCGUCAUCAGGGACUCCAACCUCAUUUGCCACCGGCUCUUUCUUCUCAUCCAGCCUCUGGGUGACCCCAACCUCAAACAGCUCACUUUCGACAUGUCCAAGCGCCUCAAGCUUUACAACAUAACCAUCCACAUACUCCUGAUGGACAAGAAGUACUACAAGGCGUUAUUGUUGAUUAAGAGGGAGCGGCUCGACUAUCCCAUUUCGAAAAUCCUCCACUCUGCUGCCGACGACGUCAAUGAGCAGAAGCGGCGGCCCUACCUCUGGCAGCUAAUCCUUUCGUUCAUUCACGUCUGGACUCAGGAGUACCACCGGGAGCCCUCCAGGUUCUGCCAGCCAAAUUUGAAGAACUGCGAAAUGUGGCUUCCCAACCUCUAA
Theileria orientalis strain Shintoku is the source of this 2160-nucleotide messenger RNA. RefSeq lists its product as hypothetical. Gene Ontology annotation, molecular function: protein binding. Gene Ontology annotation, cellular component: late endosome membrane; Mon1-Ccz1 complex; lysosomal membrane. The record is from RefSeq and is a predicted model, not a curated record. NCBI's taxonomy places the organism in Eukaryota, Apicomplexa, Aconoidasida, Piroplasmida, Theileriidae. The transcript has 15 exons. The coding region runs from base 1 to 2160 and encodes 719 amino acids. Gene Ontology annotation, biological process: regulation of autophagy.